GGCCUGGUCCUUUCCGUGGUCGUGUUGUACUUUGCCAGGAGUGCAGAGCUAGCGGGGGCUCGCUCGGAGACCGUUUCCGUGCCACAGCGAAUCACGUCUCUCCAGCUGUGGGAUGAAGUUGUGAAGAGACAUUCGAGGCUUGCUGUCCUACGGGAUCAGGUGGUCUUUGCUGUUCGGCAGGAAUACGUGCUGCUUGGGGAUCAGCUGCUGGUCCUGCAUUCAGGUGACGAGGUUGCUAUUAUCCCACCCAUCAGUGGUGGCUAAGUCCAGCCGAACACGUUAGGUCCAGAUAACUUCCUCUUUCUGCUAGCUCUCCUGGACAGGAUGUACCAAUAUUCCCUGCUAUAGAGAGCUGUUAUGCUGGCAGUGAGCUGUGAAUGGAGAAACCAUGAAUGAAAUUGAGGAAGAGCCAAAAGAUUUCAU
Messenger RNA from Alligator sinensis (Chinese alligator), 423 nucleotides. It is a transcript of the gene MOCS2, whose product is annotated as molybdenum cofactor synthesis 2. The record is from RefSeq and is a predicted model, not a curated record. Gene Ontology annotation, cellular component: cytosol. Gene Ontology annotation, biological process: Mo-molybdopterin cofactor biosynthetic process. The annotation marks the transcript as partial. Lineage: Eukaryota; Metazoa; Chordata; Crocodylia; Alligatoridae. The transcript is spliced from 5 exons.